Sinocyclocheilus grahami is the source of this 1515-nucleotide messenger RNA. Its product is annotated as sperm acrosome membrane-associated protein 4-like. The record is from RefSeq and is a predicted model, not a curated record. Gene Ontology annotation, biological process: sperm-egg recognition. Lineage: Eukaryota; Metazoa; Chordata; Actinopteri; Cypriniformes; Cyprinidae. Gene Ontology annotation, cellular component: membrane. The transcript is spliced from 3 exons. The coding region runs from base 184 to 573 and encodes 129 amino acids.
AUGUAAUGUGCACCGCGCCCUGGAGACUCAGGUACCCGCAGGGCUGCGCUCCAUCGCUUCCUUGUUUGGACGCGUAUAGCGGGCGGCGCUUUGGGUGUGGAUCUAUAAAUCUAGCGGAUCACUGCAGUCUGACGAGAGUCUAACGGUCCUCUGCUUCAACUCCGCUCACAAACAUCAGGAAACAUGAACAAACUCUUGCUCGGAAUCUUUGCAGUUGCGCUUUAUUUCGCAAUGGGUCAGGCGCUGCAGUGUUAUGAGUGUAAACUGGGUUUCUGGAAACUUUGCUUUACAACCAAAAAGACGUGUGUGGCUGGUGAGCACUGCUACAGCGGGGUAGGGAAAGCUGCUGGAUUAGUGGAUAUUAAGAAAAAAGGAUGUCUUGAAGUGUCCAGAUGCAACAAAACUGAACAGGUGAAUUUCCCGUCCAACUCAAGCACCCAGGUAUACCAGAUGACGAAGACGUGCUGCUCUGCUGACCUGUGUAACUCGGCUCCGGGUCACUUUCACGUGUCUGCCGUCAGCAUGGCAUUCGCUGCCAUCAGCUCUGUGUUCACGCUCAAAUUCCUCAUCUGAGGAGGAUUAGUUCAGCUCACACACAAUAUAUAUAUAUACACAACAUCACUGAGCAAAUCAUGCAUACUAAACAAGCCAAAUUAAUUUGUUGCAAAACCAUUUAUGGAAUGAUUACUCAAAAUAGGUCACACACUGGAAUAUGAAAAGUUUUCAGUAAAUUUCCAAGUAGUGAUAAGUUCAACAUACCAUCAAUUUAACAUUUCUCUACAUAGAAACAUAGCAGGGAUUAAUUUAAUGUCAGCAAUGAAAACUAUUCUGGCUAUAGAUAAGCACUUCACCCAACUAACAUUCAUUAAAACCAGCAAUAUACAGUUUUUAAUACAAUUACACAUACACACACAUAUGUCAGCAUGCAAUCAAACAGAUUGUUUUACCUUUCUUUAGGGGCGUUUGAAUGAUACCCUUAAUAAUAAUAAUAAUAAUAAUAAUACCCUAAAUAAACCUUUUUUGAUAGCAGUUUGCUGUGUAUUUUUAUUAUUUUAUUUCUCCUGAUGUCUCUGCGUUUCACUUAUAUUACAUGGUCUCCUAAUAAGACCAGAGGGUUUGGCUGUCAAAUCAUAAUUGCAUGAAUGAAGCUUAUGAAAUCAUUUAGUUUAAAUGUUGGGGGGUUUAUCCGAUGUAUUGUACAUGCCUAUUCAUUUACACAGGACAUUCUUCAUUUUUAAACAUAAGGUUCAUCAAAGCCAUUUUUGUAAAAUUUGUAAAGCUAUCAACGUGGUGUUUUUAUAUUUUGUUGAUUUGUUUGGUAAAGAUGAUAUUCUUUAUUGAAAUAAAUGUACGAAAAGGGCAAGAAUGAAUGUUUUUCUGGAGGUCUGCCGUCAGUAGCCUCCACUGAACGCUGUGGCCUGCUUUGACAAAUGACCUGUUUUAGUUGCCAUCAUGAUGUGUGUAUAAAUUGCAAAUAUAAGAGCAAUAAAAUUGUUUAUCUCCUGUGGUUUGUUA